This is a messenger RNA of Rhea pennata, 3090 nucleotides long. RefSeq names its product MIS12 kinetochore complex component (gene MIS12). The record is from RefSeq and is a predicted model, not a curated record. Gene Ontology annotation, biological process: mitotic sister chromatid segregation; mitotic cell cycle; kinetochore assembly. Lineage: Eukaryota; Metazoa; Chordata; Aves; Rheiformes; Rheidae. The transcript has 2 exons. The coding region runs from base 68 to 700 and encodes 210 amino acids. Gene Ontology annotation, cellular component: nucleus; MIS12/MIND type complex; chromosome, centromeric region.
UCGAACGAGGAGGGAAGCGGUGGCAGCGCGGAGGCGGCCUGAGGGCGUUCGAGGCUCCUUCGCCAACAUGUCGGUCAACCCCAUGGCCUACGAGGCCCAGUUUUUCGGCUUCACCCCCCAGACGUGCAUGCUUCGCAUCUACAUCGCGUUUCAGGACUACCUCUUCGAGAUGAUGCUGGUGGUUGAGAGCGUCAUCCUGAAGAAACUGGAUGGGUUUCCCAGCGCUAAAAUCAGCCCGUUCCAAAUCCGGAAGAGCACAGAGAAAUUUCUUCUCUUCAUGAAGGAGCACUUCGAUCAACUCUUCAGUAAAAUGGAAGAAGUGCUUCUGCAGCUGGUGUUGAACAUCCCGAAGAACGUGCUCCUUCCUGAGGACAAGGUCCACGAGCAGUACCCGUACACUAAAGAACAGUUCCAGGCGCUUCAGAGUGAGAUCGACCAGCUACAGCAGCAGUACAGGGCCGAGGCAUCUGCAGGGCAGGCACUUCUAGCAGAAAUCGAAGAACAGAAGACUGUUCAGGCUGAACUUGAAAAGAUUUUGCGGUGGUUUGAUGGGCUUGAGAACAUCUGUAGAGCACAUGGGACCAGCAACUUCAAAGAAAGCUUUGCAUUCCUGACACAAAACUCUAAAAAACUCCAAGACGUACUGAAAGAUGUGGAAAAGAAAAGCAAAAAACUGCAGAAGAGUGAUCAGUUAGCGUAAUGCAAAUUCUGAAAAGACAACAAAAAAGCCAUUAAGACAGCUCACUUAAAAUGAUAGAGGCCUGCCUUUCCGGAAUCAUCUGCUCUAACCCCUGUUCCUUUAAUACUGCAAGGACUGGACUGAAAGCUGGGCAAGCUGUUGUGCUGAAUUGUGCUGUAGUGUGGUAGUUUGCAUCAACUUAAGUAGGAAACAGGAAGCAGAAAAAGCCGUAUGAAAGAAGAAAUAUAAUCUGUACAGGAGAUUCCAAGCCUCCUGAGGCCACUAAAAAGAUUUAUAUUUACUGUGUAAAACAGUAAAUAUAAACAGUAACAGUAUUUGCCCAGGGAAGACAUUCUUUCACUUGUCAAAAAUGCCACAGAGACUUGACACAUACUACAAAAGGUGAGAAUUUCACUCUGACCUCAUUUGGCAGUUGCUACUUGCAACAACAUGAUGCUCCCUCUCAGCGCUCCCACCGCACAGAAGCUGGUACUUUUUCUGCAUCGCAGCACCUCUGCUCCGUGACCUACACGACGCGCAAAUGCCAAGCUACAUCCAGAAAGCAGCCUUAAUAAGUUGUUUUUGCUGUUCCACCUUCUCAUAAAGCAGUUUUCCUCACCUUUACUUUGUUCCUUGCGUCCUGAUGCCUGUGUUCAAGUGCUGGUUAGACAUAGCCCUGCUAAUGAGUUGCCAGCGCAAAGUGACAUCUCUCCUGCAGUGGAAAAUAAAUGAGCAUUAGACAUUGGCUAGAUAAAGAGAAUUUUUGCAGGUUCUCUGACUAAAUUGCACUGACUGAUUGUUCCAAUCAAAGGACACACAUGUAAACACAUAAAAUGAAUGAAAAGGAAAGUUUUGCUUGUGUGUUUCUACAAUAUAAAAUUAUAGAUCAGCAAAGAGUGUUUGGAAAUGGGAGAAAAUACCUGUCAUAAAGUUUUAGGACUCAGGUAGAGUAAGUUGAAAGUAACAAGUUAAAAUUUUCGGUAGUUUUAUUGUAGAGGAAUUAAUUUUCCUUUACAGCUCAAACAUCUACUUCUACAUGUUUUUAAGCUACAAUUUUUGCCCAUCAUUUCAAAGGCAAAUAAGUAUUUUCAGAAAUAAACGUUUUCCCAACAUGUUCUAAGCUACAGGUUCUCCUGUGGUUUGAGAGCAAAAACUAAUUGUCUUCAGCAAGCUGCUGUUUUAGCUUAAAAAAACAGCAAAGAAGCAAUCAUUUAGCCUUAUCACCCAAAAAAUCAGGUCAGGAUACCAACCUAUUAACUCCUAAAACCAAUAAGCAUGUCAAAAUAUUAAAACUCUGCUAUCAGGAAUGAAAAAUUUGGACAGCAGAGGGCAUCAGGAGAUCGUCCCAAGGUUUCAGCUUGCGGAAAAGGCUUUCUUUUUGCUCCAUACCUUUUGUAUGCACCAAGAGUUGUGGAAUGUUUUCUAAGAUAAAUCAGCUGUUUUACCCUUAAUGAGUAGGAGACAAUAUUCUUUUUAUUCGCGCCUGCUCCGCUGGGAUUCGUGCCGAUCGCGUCCUGCUGCUGACGGAGCGGCUGCCCCCGCAAUCCGGGAACGUGGACCUCCAGGGCAGCGCGUUUUACCUGCUGACUCGCCACCUCCUCCUGGCACCUCUCCGCAAGCAGAAGAUCCCGGGAAAGCCUGGCGCGGGCAGGGGCUUCCCCAACCCGCUUCCCACCCACCCACUCCCUCCGGAGCACUGCGUCGAGGCCAAUUAAACAGCGGUUAAUUCAGGAGCACGAGCCAGGCGCUGCUUUUCAGCUGGUAACGCCUGCGGGCAGGUAAGAGUUGGGUAUACACGAGCGCUGGGUAGGGCCCUUGUGACGCCCAGCGCGUCCCCGUGGGGCAGCCGGCACGCACGAGAGCAGCCCCCGCUUCAACCCCGCAUCCUUGAAAACCCUCUACUGCCAAAAAUGAACAUUUUUGAGACAGAUGGGCGCUGCACGGAGCUACCAGCUUGGGGAGGUUUGGGAUGUGGGGUGCACAGCUUCCUCCUCUGGGUGUUCGCACAUCACACGUGGUAAAAUCAGCUGGCUGGGAAACCGCCGCCGCGGGGUUUACGGAAAGCCGUGGUUUGGCCUCCCCUCCCAGCCUCCUGCACUGCCAUCGCUCCUCAGGGCACUGGACCAAACCGGGCACAGAAAACGCGCGUUCAGACAACGUUGGUGCCGAAACGUUGGGUUUGCUCAAGCAAAGGAGCGCAGUCAGGGCUCCGUCGCUGGGGGCUCCUGGUCGGGAUCGCUGCUCGGCUUCGGUACCUCCCUGGAAAUUGCUUUAUGAAAGGAAAUGAUAAAUGGCUUUUUCCUUCUCUGUGCUGCUCAGGUGCGUUAAGGAGAAGAAAAAAAAUUCUCAAAAAAGAAACAUUUUCACACCUAAGAACUAUUUUCCCCUGUAAUUAAACAAUAGGAAAACCA